This is a messenger RNA of Sodiomyces alkalinus F11, 3039 nucleotides long. RefSeq lists its product as hypothetical. The transcript has 3 exons. Gene Ontology annotation, cellular component: chromatin. Lineage: Eukaryota; Fungi; Ascomycota; Sordariomycetes; Glomerellales; Plectosphaerellaceae. The record is from RefSeq and is a predicted model, not a curated record. Gene Ontology annotation, molecular function: RNA polymerase II cis-regulatory region sequence-specific DNA binding; zinc ion binding; DNA-binding transcription factor activity, RNA polymerase II-specific. Gene Ontology annotation, biological process: regulation of transcription by RNA polymerase II; DNA-templated transcription. Bases 1 to 3039 code for a protein of 1012 amino acids.
AUGGCUCCCGGUCAUGAAGCGAGAGGUAGUCCGCCACGCGUCAUCAAACGGGAAACCAGAGAGGACGGGACAGAGAGAGGCAGGCGGCGCGAACGAUCGGACGACAAGGACCUGGACGCUCGUGGUGAUGCCGCGAACGGCGAAGAUGCCAAGGGGGCCUCAUCUCACUCUGAUGGACCCUCGCGCAAAAGAAGAAGAAGCAGAAAAGGGUUGGAUAAGAAAUUUGAAUGUCCUCACGAGGGCUGCGGGAAGAGCUAUUCCCGUGCCGAGCACCUCUACCGUCAUCAACUCAACCACACCCCGAAGCAGAUCUAUUCUUGCGACUUUCCAGAUUGCAAUCGCACUUUUGUUCGUCUGGAUCUGUGCAACCGCCACAGAGAUCGCCAUACCGCAAAGGGGUCUAUCCUCGGCCGCAAAGAUUCCACCGUCAGCCAUGCAUCGCCUACUACCGACCGCGCCCCUUUCGCAGCGCCGGGAUCUGCAUCUCCUGAGGCUAACCGGCCCGGCACAGGCUACCACAAUGCUCGGCCUGCACCCAUGCAGUAUCAGCAGAAGGACGCCGGUGGUAGUCCCUACACACAGCAUGCCCAUACGCCUCCGCCAUAUGCAGCGAUGACGACCCAUUCGAACGGCAUGGACGGGUUCAUGCAACACGAGAAUACCUACGGAAAUAUGCAAAGUCAUUCAAGUUCCCAAUCCGCCUCUGGGCCGUCCCGUCCCACGGUCCAGACAAGCGGACCGUACAUGUCUCCAGUUUCUAACCAGCACACCUAUCAGAAUCAGCAUCACAAUACCACUCCGCAGUCGACGUUCGUGAGCCAGCAGAACUUCCCUCCGUUCAACCUACCCCCUUCGGAGUUCUCUAGUAGCACCGGAAACCUGAACCGUGAUAGCGGGCAGCAGUACGCCCCCUCGACGCCUGCCGAAUAUACCGACCAGGCGCCGCACCAGUCCGGCGAGAUGAUGCUAUUGGAUCAGAUGUCCAUGCCCGGCACGAUUCCUGUCUUUGGCAGCGAUGGCGUUCUGAGCAAAUCUCCUCAUAUUGCCAUCCCCGAAGAUUUUGUGGCAUACCUGUUUAAUACGCAGCAAGGGGACGGGUCACCUAUUCCUGGCCAGAUGCUACCUCCGGGGUACGGCAGCAACGAUUACUCCACCCAGUACAGUGUUCCUUACCUUGGGACUGAUAGCAGCGCCAUGGGAUAUUUCCCAAGUGGCCCUCACCAGGUCAUGGCGGUCACCAACCUGCUCGACCAAAAUCUUCCGGAAGCGACCAUCUCAGAAGAAAAGAGUCAAGAAAUCUACGAUCUCAUCAACCAGAGGUUCGACGACACGGACCAGGCACCAGCGCUUCGACAACGAGAAAACAUAUUGGAAGGAGACCGCUCUGAUAGCAAUCAUAUGCUGAGCAAGAGGAUGAUGCAAGCAUACAUUGGGUCGUACUGGGUGCACUUCAGCGACCAGGUGCCGAUUCUCCACAAGCCGACCUUCUCCCCCGACCGAACACCGAAUCUGCUUCUGCUAGCCAUGAUGACGAUCGGGGCCUCGUGCUUGGACAAGACACACGGACAGCAGAUCACGAAGGCCGGUGCGCAGCUUUCCAACUUCUUGGCUUGGCAUAUCAGGUGGGAGAUCUUCAUGGACGUGAACUUCCGGCCGCCGGCGAAACUCUGGGUAUUCCAGACACUGUUGCUUCUUGAGCUGUACGAGAAGAUGUAUUCGACUAGAGAGCUGCACGAACGCGCACAUAUCCACCACGCCACGACUAUUACCCUAAUGCGCCGCGGCAGGUCGCUCAUUGGAAAGUCGGCAUUAGACACGCCUCCCAACCCGCGAGACGAUAAGACGAACGGAUCCCGCCAAUCCUCCACGUCCACGAGCGCGCAUACGCCAGACGAGUGGUGGAGCAACUGGAUUACCAACGAGGCCACGCGCCGGUGCGCUUUCGCGGCGUUCGUGAUCGACUCGAUUCAUGCGACCAUGUUCGGCCACUCGACGGUGAUGGUGACGCACGAGAUGCGGCUACCGCUGCCAUGCGACGAAUCAUUGUGGAAAGCCACGAGCGGACAAGAAGUGGCAAGGCUCGAGUCGAACCUGCAUUCCAACGGGGUCAAGCCGGUCUCUUUCCUAGAAGGCCUGAAGCGAACGCUGAGCCACCAGGAAGUGCAGACCAACUCGUUCGGUCGGACGAUCCUCAUGGCGGGACUCCUGAGCGUCAGCUGGCACAUGAACCAGAGAGAUCUCCAGGUCAACGUGCUGGGAGGCGGCGUGUCACAGGCACUAGGCGGACGCGACAAGUGGCGCGGGACGCUGACACGGGCCUUCGAUGCGUGGAAGAAAGACUUUGACAAAUCGCUACAGCGGAGCGAGGGCUCUGCGGAUCCGUACCGGUUCGAUCUGGCGAGAAAGAACGAGGCGAACGUGGUGUUCGAGAGCCGGACGGUGCUCCACCAUCUUGCGCACAUGGCGAUGCACGUCGACAUUGUCGACUGCCAAAUUUUCGCCCGGGCGAAGCGGUUGCUGGGACGCGCCAUCGGCCCGCAGGACCUCAACAGCGCGCAAAGACGGAUGCGGGACUCGUGGGCGCCGUCAGCCAAGGCACGGGAUGCGACGUGGUACGCGCUCCGGUUUCUCUGCUCGGUGCUCAUGCCGGACGACGAGGGAGGGUCGCCGGGCUCGAAUGGAUACAGCAAUGAGCUCCCGUACAUGGCACGGGAUGACGUGCUGCUCAACAGGCCGUGGGUGCUCUACUUUGCGGCGCUCGUUGUUUGGUGCUACGGGUUCGCUCUCGAAGGGCCGUGUCCGGGUGCGCCUGUCCCGACGACACAGCACGAAAAGCUGCGGCUCAUGCGCGAGUACCUGAUCGAGUACGGCAGCGCGGAGACUCCUGAGCACCUUAAGAACAAGAAAGGGAUCAACGCGAACACGGCGUUGCUCAUGGUGCUGAAGGACGGGUUUGAGACGACGCGCUGGGAGCUCCUCCACGAGGGAGCGACCCUCAUUAGCAACUGUAUUCAUCUCAACGCCGGGGCAACGGUGUAG